This is a messenger RNA of Salarias fasciatus (jewelled blenny), 2399 nucleotides long. RefSeq names its product C-type lectin domain family 10 member A-like. NCBI's taxonomy places the organism in Eukaryota, Metazoa, Chordata, Actinopteri, Blenniiformes, Blenniidae. The record is from RefSeq and is a predicted model, not a curated record. Bases 14 to 862 code for a protein of 282 amino acids. The transcript is spliced from 6 exons.
UCCAGUCGCAACAAUGCAGGAACUCGAGAUGGUGGACUACGAUAACGACGGACCAGGACGCAGAGAGAGACCCAGAGGGCACAAAGACAAACCUGAAAGAAGACUUUUUAUGCCACUUUUCCUCGGCUUCGGUGUGCUGUGCAUCAUACAAGGCAUCCUGAACAUUUCUUUACGUGUUGCGUAUUACUCCUCAAAGACAUCUGCUUGCAACUUAACUCAUGUUGGAGGCAAACCGACGACGGCCCCGAAAGUGGCGGUGGAUUGUCAGGAAAUGAAAAAUCGUCAGUGCAACAAACUGCAAGAAAGAUUCAACGCUCUGACCGCAGACAAAAACCUGCUUGAAAACACAAACAACAUACUCAACAACAGAAUAAAGGAGUUGGAAGAAGAGGUUCAAAGACUGCAGAUGAAUACGAUGGACAUGAGUGGGUGUACGUCCUCCCAGCGGUGUCCUACAGGCUGGAGGGAGAUCAACUCAAGAUGCUACUUUCUCUCUACUGAGAUGAAAACAUGGCAGAACAGCAGAAGACACUGCCAGAGUGAAAAUGCCGACUUGGUGGUGAUCAGCAGUCCAGAGGAGCAGAGGGCCAUUUACCGUCUGGAUGGAGAAGCGUAUCUUCUGUUCUGGAUCGGGUUACAAGGCACUGAUGGGAACUUCAGAUGGGUGGAUGGAUCUGCACUGACCAAUCAAUUUUGGCAGGUUGGGCAGCCCGAUCACGGUGGUCCGAACAACGUGGAGGACUGUGUGGAGAUGUAUCACCACAACCCUCUGCUGACCUCCUGGAACGACGCCCCCUGUGGACAAAGGAGGCGCUGGAUGUGUGAGAAAGAGCCAUGUCAAGUCAGCGGUGCAUUGACAUAAAAAUGAAAUACUUCCAUUCUGCUGAAUUCAGGAUUUUUUUUUUUCUCGAAAUGGCUUAGGCUUUAGAAAGAUUCAACUUUCAUUGUGCUUUAAAAUACUACCUGACGCUCUCGCUGGUUUUGCUCUGCUCAGGGUCACUUGGUGUUCAGUGUUCUUAACAUUAUCGAUACUUGCUGAAGCGUCAGGCUCUUCAAACUCCAGCAAAACCACAAGUUUUUCUUGUCAGGCUAAAUCUAGCCAUGUUGUUUACACCCAGGCGAUGAAGUGAUUGAUAAAGUGACCAUGUUUUUCUCACCCCAGUGAAAAACAUGAUCUACUUCCUUCCUCUCAUUUCACAAGAAACUCACACUUUGGUUCUUCUUCGAUGUGAAAUACCUCAAUGCUUGUCAUUAAAAGCUAAAUACACUGUUAUAAGUUGUUACAAUUCAUUUUUAAUAUGAUGUGAUUCUUUUUGUUUUUCUCAUGACACGAAUACUUUUAUUAUGAACAAAGUGCAGCUGCAGUAAGAGAUCAGUGCAUUUCCUACUCCACCUCAAAACAAGAGCGUAAUUGCUGAAAAGGCAACGACAACGCCAGGACACACACUGUGUUAGAGCAAAGAGAGGAAGACAUCUUCCUGAUAAUGGAUGCUUUUUAUAUCAUUAAACAAAACAAAAGCAAAUUGAAAACAAGAAAGGAGGCUCACAAAAGUUUUUGGAGUUGAAAAUUCAACCAUUUCAGUUCUUAUGUUACAAAACUGAAAAGCUCCCAGCUCAGCCACACUGAAGAGAAACUAAAACGGCCUGGGUCCACAUCUCCAUGUUGCAAAGACCUUUGGAAUAAUCACAAGAGACAAGUUGAUUCUCCGGUUAUCCCACACAUGGAGUCGGUUUCUUCUCACAGAUCCACCGUUUUUUUCGGUCACAUGAUUCGUCGUUCCAGCUGAAUUGUGAGUCAUAUUUCUUAAAUUCUGCACAGUCCUCACCUCUUGGUGUGGCGUUAUUGGGCUCACCAGCGGCCCAAUAGCUGAAACUAAAAAGAAGAACAAGGUAAAUAAGUUUGGUAACGAAAUUAGCCAAUUAAGAGAGAGGUUUUAUUUUCAAGUUGGGUCGGUGGAGUGGAGUCUUGUAAUCAGCAUGUUUGACUGGAUAAAAGUUUUGUUAGGGAGUGAAAGUUUUGUACUCUCCUGACAAACCAUAGAGACAGAAACUGAAAAAACAUGUCACGGUGAUUCGGGAUUUUGUGGUUUUCUCUGUUCUCGUGUUUUUCAUCACCUUGUGGUUCCUGCUGUCAUGUCGUUCUGGUUUCACACUCGCUGCCUGUGCUCAGCGUCUGUUUGCUCAACCUUUGUGGCUUCCUCUCCUGACCAUUGCGAGUUGUGCCGUGUGUGUGUGCUAAUUUGACUUGUUCUGGAUUUUGUUUUGUUUCAUGGAGAUUUCGAGAUCUGUUUGAAUUAACUGUAAGAAAUCAAUGACUUCUUUUAAUAGUUUGUGCUUUCUGUCGAAUCUCAAAAGAUCUUUAAUGUCGAAGCACAGUGAAGGCAACACGCAUGAAUUAA